Phragmites australis (common reed) is the source of this 1730-nucleotide messenger RNA. RefSeq names its product PTI1-like tyrosine-protein kinase 3. Gene Ontology annotation, molecular function: protein tyrosine kinase activity; ATP binding. NCBI's taxonomy places the organism in Eukaryota, Viridiplantae, Streptophyta, Magnoliopsida, Poales, Poaceae. The coding region runs from base 291 to 1388 and encodes 365 amino acids. Gene Ontology annotation, biological process: protein phosphorylation. The record is from RefSeq and is a predicted model, not a curated record. The transcript has 8 exons.
CUGACGGCCGUCACGUCGCCUCCUCAUCCCCUUCUCCAUCUCGACGCCACCGAAGCCCUGCCCAGCUGAGUCGAGCCAAACCGAACACCACCACCUCACAGGAGGAGAUCAUUUCGCCAGCCAGCUCAUCGCCACCGCCCCUCCGCUCCCGCGUCUCCUCCUCCACCUCCUCGUCCUCGUCGUCUGGUCCCGCCUCUCGCCGCACCGCCUGAAACCCCGCAGGGUGGAUCGAGCCUGCCGUCGACCCGUCUCAGGCAUAAAGGCAGGGAGAAGUCAAAGGAGAGGUCGUUAUGCGCCGAUGGUUUUGCUGCACUCAAUUUCACGCAUCAUAUCGUGAACAUGAAAAUGAACUUCCCUUCAGUCCGGAUGAGAAAGAAGGAAAUGGUUUUGCUCACAAAAGUGAUCUCACAAAAGCAGCUCCUCCUAUUGAAGUUCCUGAAUUAUCAUUUGAAGAACUGAAAGAAAAGACUGACAAUUUCGGAUCAAAGGCUUUGAUUGGUGAAGGAUCAUAUGGAAGAGUGUAUUACGCUAUUCUAGACAGUGGAAAACAUGUUGCUGUUAAAAAACUUGAUGCUUCGACAAACCCUGAACUUGAUAAUGAGUUUUUGACGCAGGUAUCCCUUGCCUCAAAAUUAAAACAUGAUAAUUUUGUGGAAAUGCUUGGAUAUUGUGUGGAAGGAAAUCAGCAUUUAGUGGCCUACGAAUUUGCUACAAUGGGUUCUCUACAUGAUAUUUUACAUGGGAGAAAGGGUGUUCCAGGUGCACAGCCUGGCCCAGCACUUGACUGGAUGCAGCGGGUUAAGAUUGCUAUAGAUGCUGCUAAAGGGCUAGAGUAUCUUCAUGAGAAGGUCCAGCCUUCGAUAGUCCAUCGGGACAUACGAUCUAGCAAUGUUCUUCUGUUUGAGGACUACAAAGCGAAAAUUGCAGAUUUUAAUCUUUCAAAUCAGUCCCCAGACAUGGCUGCUCGUUUGCAUUCUACUCGUGUCCUUGGAACCUUCGGCUAUCAUGCUCCAGAGUAUGCCAUGACUGGCCAGCUAACUCAGAAAAGUGAUGUAUAUAGCUUUGGAGUUGUUCUUUUAGAGCUUCUAACAGGAAGGAAACCGGUAGAUCAUACAAUGCCUAGAGGUCAGCAGAGUCUGGUUACAUGGGCAACACCUCGAUUAACUGAGGACAUGGUGAAACAAUGUGUUGAUCCAAGAUUAAAGGGAGAGUAUCCUCCAAAGGGAGUUGCCAAGCUUGCAGCGGUGGCGGCACUCUGUGUGCAAUACGAAUCUGAGUUUAGACCCAGCAUGAGCAUUGUAGUCAAGGCACUCUCUCCCCUUCUUCAACAUAAACCGCAACCGCCACCGGCUGUUGCUCCUGAUACAACACGACCUUCAGAUGCCUGACUUACUCAGUUCAACAUGAAUGUAAAGAGAUAACAUUUCCUCAUCGGUGCGUUUGUCGUAUUACAUUACCAUCGUGUGCUUGUCAAGUGAUUAGUGUCACAUAAGUAAUGACAUUGUAGACUAAUGCAUAUAUUUACCUUUACAUAGGUUGCUACAACAGGAGGCUUUCCCUUGUCUUUCAUUCCUUCUACUGAGUGCUAUGUUGAGUGUUGUGCUGCCUUUGUUGGCCGGGCGAGUUGUGCUUGGUUGGCCACCGGCCGUGAUCACCUAAUAAUCGUGUUCUGGGUCUAUACUGUAACAUGGGAAGGUUCUAAUUUUUCAUGGCUUUAUUCUUUUUUGUUU